AUGAGUUUGCCACGAGGUCAAUCGUGUAUCCUGUGUCAGCAGCGCAAGGUCCGAUGCGAUCAACAAAAACCCUGCACAGGUUGUGUUCGAGCACAGGUCGAGUGCAAGGUUGCACCCAUACAACCAGCUCGAAGGAAGAAGCGAAAGAUCCAGGAGGGUGAUUUGAUCGAUCGGCUCAAGAAAUAUGAGGCGCUAAUGGCUCGGAAUGGCAUCGACUUCAAUUCAAUUCUGGACAAUGAACGUGAGAGGAAUACGUCGGAAAUGCCUAGUGAUGUACUGGAUCUCUCUCCGGGGCCUGCUUCUCCGAAAACUGAGAAGUCUCGAGAUGUACUUCGUAAAAAAAGUUCUAAAUGGGCUGCAUACUAUGACGAGUAUCAAACCCACAAUGACCUGCUACAAGGCUCCGAUGAUGAUGAGCAUGAUCAGCCAACAAUUCACCAUGCCUUUGACAAGAUGUUUGAAAAUAGUAAUGAUGGUUUUCCAUUCAUGGUAGGAGGCUCGAAAAGUCCAAUUACUCAUCUUCAUCCAUCUGCAAUCCAAAUAUUCCAGCUGUGGCAGAUCUACCUCAAUAAUGUCAACCCUCUUUUGAAGAUCAGCCAUGUGCCCACCCUGCAGAACCAGAUUGUCAAAGCUAGUGCCGACCUUGCCGAAGUUGAUGAAUCUUUUGAGGCCCUAAUGUUUGCGAUAUAUUCUAUAUCGGUGACGUCGAUGCCGAAUGACGAAGUUGAGGCAGCUUUUGGAGAUUCAAAGAAUGAGUUGUUGGCUCGGUACCAUGCAGCGUCACAACAGGCUCUUAUCAAUGCUAAGUUUAUGAGCUCAAUCGAGCUGACGACGCUACAGGCUCUGCUUUUAUACCUUCUCAGCAUAUGUCAAUCUGUUGAUCCAAGAUCUCUUUUCUGCUUGAUCGGUAUCGCGGUGCGUGUAGCUACUCGUCUUGGUAUACAUCGAGAUGGCGAUCAAUUUGGAAUCCCGCCAUUUGAGACCGAGCAACGCCGACGACUUUGGUGGCAACUAGCUAUGUUUGACAAGCGUAUAGCUGAGUUGACAGGUUCUGCUAUCACAGCCCUAUCAUCAUCCCGGACCGACUGUCGACUUCCUCUUAAUAUCAACGAUUCAGAUCUUCACAAGCACACCAAAUCUCUUCCGAGACCGUCCACAGGAUCAACCGAAAUGCUCUUCUGUCUGACUCGUGUGGAACUGUUGGCUUCUACUACGCCGAGCGGUCUGCGACCAGAUCCAUCAAUAGUGAGAAAUCGACAAGAAAACGAACCCCUUGUGCCACCAUCUAGUUUCAAUCCUUCUGAAGUGAACGAAUCACCAUUUCGUGGCCUCAAUGAAUAUUCUGCCUACAUCGAAUCGACGUACCUUCAAUAUUGUGACCCCGAAAUCCCCAUACAAAAUUUCGCACUACUAACAGCACGAGUAUCGCUCUACAAACUCCAAGUUGUGGAUUUCAUGUGCCGGGGUAUCCCAACAACAAAACUCUCUGAUCAAGAGCGUGACAAUCUCUUCAUGACUUCUGUGCAAAUGAUCGAGUGCGAUGACGAGAUCUACAACACUAAAGAACUACGUGGUUUUCUUUGGUACACUCAGUUCCAAGCCCCCAUGCCGGGGUUUUUCUUCCUCAUGAGCGAAUUGCGGCACCGUACAACCGGGCCACUUUGUGAGCGCGCAUGGAAAGCUAUCUUCAAUAAUCAUCAGCAUCGAGGUCUGAUCCGCAGGUUGAAAAGUCCUAUGCAUACUGCUUUAGGGCAGGCUAUACUCAAGGCCUGGGAAGCCCAUGAGCAGGCUGAAAUUCAACAGGGAAGGGCUAUUGAUUCACCAGAGCUGAUUACUGUAUUGCGUCAAUGCAAGAUACAAAUGCCGCUUCUGCGUCCCAGGCUGAUCCAGUCGGUCCUACCGCAGAGCUGCUACCCUAUGGCAACAUCAAUGCUGAGCCUACAAUGGAGUUCCAACAAUCAGGGCCAGAUUCCGAUGCUAGUAUGA
Penicillium longicatenatum is the source of this 1986-nucleotide messenger RNA. RefSeq lists its product as uncharacterized. Bases 1 to 1986 code for a protein of 661 amino acids. Gene Ontology annotation, biological process: regulation of DNA-templated transcription; DNA-templated transcription. Gene Ontology annotation, molecular function: DNA-binding transcription factor activity, RNA polymerase II-specific; zinc ion binding; DNA binding. NCBI's taxonomy places the organism in Eukaryota, Fungi, Ascomycota, Eurotiomycetes, Eurotiales, Aspergillaceae. The record is from RefSeq and is a predicted model, not a curated record. The transcript has 5 exons.